Ylistrum balloti is the source of this 4317-nucleotide messenger RNA. Its product is annotated as serine/threonine-protein kinase ULK4-like. Bases 125 to 4003 code for a protein of 1292 amino acids. Gene Ontology annotation, molecular function: protein kinase activity; ATP binding. The transcript has 31 exons. NCBI's taxonomy places the organism in Eukaryota, Metazoa, Mollusca, Bivalvia, Pectinida, Pectinidae. The record is from RefSeq and is a predicted model, not a curated record. Gene Ontology annotation, biological process: protein phosphorylation.
AUACUAUAUUCUGACGGAAACCAUUCACUAUAAAACAAGAGAUGAAGCUGUUUUCUCAUGUCAUGGAUUUCCAAAAAGGUUUGACCCAAUGAAUCCCUAGAUAAUCCUUUGAUAGUGACACAGCAUGGAAAAUUUUGUCCUGUAUGAAGAGCUUGGGAGGGGAGAUCACUCAAUCAUAUAUAAAGGCAGACGGAAAGGAACCAUUAAUUUUGUAGCUAUCCAUUGCAUUGAAAAAUGCAAACGUCCAGAAGUGACCAACACAGUACGAAUGACCCAUGACAUUCAGAAUCCAAAUGUGGUGAAAUUCCAUGAGUGGUAUGAGACAAGUAAUCACUUGUGGCUCGUGGUUGAAUUGUGUACAGGAGGAAGUCUCGAGGUCCUCAUCAACCAAGACAAGAAUCUUCCUGAGAGCUCUGUCCGCACCUUCGGUAUCGACCUUGUCACUGGCCUUCAUUAUAUACAUUCUCUUGGCAUUCUUUUCUGCGACCUUCGUCCAUCAAAGAUUCUUCUCGAUGGGAAGGGCAUUCUGAAGUAUGCAGACUUUGGUUUAUCAAAAGUUGAAGGAGAGAACCUGGAUGAGUUGUUCCAAAAAUUCUCAGAGGCUGGAGAACAGUGGAGUGCUGAGCUGGGAGACGACCUGGCAUCAAUGAAGAAGUAUAAAUCUUCAGGUUCAACUACAUACAGUGCACCUGAGGUUUUACAGGGCGGAGAAGUGACCAUCCUGAGUGACCUGUGGUCACUCGGCUGUGUUCUGUAUGAAAUAUUCACUGGACACCCACCAUUUCUUGCUGAGUCAAUACAACAACUGAAGGAGAAAAUCAUUCAUAAGGCAUUAACCCAACCAAAGGUUAAAGGAACAAGGUUUUCGUCUAUGCCAUCACCUGAUUUUCUGAGUCUGCUAGAAGGCCUGCUUCACAAAGACCCAGAACAAAGAUUAGGGUGGCCGGGUUUGGUGAACCAUCCGUUCUGGCAGGAUCAGCUGGGUCACCUUGCAAAGGAUCUGGUGUUGUCGCAGGAUGUACACAGCAGCAUUGCCUCCACUUCACGCAGUAGUGUCUUUGUUGAUGGCACUGCAUCUGCCCUUGGUAAAAUUAAAACCAUAGAUAUGGGUAAGAGUACAGACAGACCCAUGUGCACUCUGGAUGUCCCUGACACCAUGCUCCGACCAGGAUCAACAUUGGGAGAUUAUAUGCGGCCCAAAACAGCACCAGGUAGUGACGGAGGAGCUACUCUCUUUACUCUGAGCACUCGUCCACUCACUGCCACACCAGAUGAUAGAGUGGGCUCCCCUCACAAGGCCACACAAUCCCCAUUGUCAACGAGGGAGGUUAUCGGAGCCACAGUCACAGGGGAUCAGAGUCAGGCUGAAGAGACGAGAAAUGAAGUUCUAGAUCUAGUUUUCCAUCCAAGUGACUUUCAGGUUACACCAAUCAUGGAUAACUCAAAGAUUCAGAAGCCUCCACCUUCUAAAUUUGAUUCAAAAAUUCUCCCUGUCCCUCCUUAUUCAGUGGAGAAGAUCAAUGCCAUGUCUGAGAAAGAUUUACAUAAACAUGUGAAGAACAUCAUGGACAAUCUGUCUAACACAGAAAAGGGUCCACCCUCUCAGAAACGUAUCCACCUUCUUCACUACCUGGUCAGUGUGGUCAGCUGUGCUUCUGUGGCCACACUGAUGGUCAAGCAGAAUGCAUUGACUGUUCUGGCCAAAGUUGUCAAGGAGACACAGCAUCUGGAAGUUAAAACUAAGGCUGCUCGUGUGAUUGGUCUGUUGGCUGUAAACACAGCGACACUGGACGAGACGACCAAUGUAUCUGAGACUUUGACCAUCCUAACAGAGGUGAUAAGAGAAAAUGUGAAAAAUGGUAAAUUGAAGCAAGGUGUUCUGCCAGCUGUUGGAGAGGUCCUGUAUAUGGUGGCUGUACAGGAACAGAGUCGAGUGCAGCCAGUAGAGGCAUGGACUGUGCCCUCAAUGACUUUUACAGUCAUAGCACGCUGUUGUAGGGAAGGGGAGGAUGUUGUGGUGAACCAUGUGGCUGCUAAGAUAGUAGAGAAUGUGGUGACAACACGAGGACAGCACACACAGAAAUUUGUGAAUAAUGAGAUGGCACAGUCCCUGUGGUAUAUCUUUAAACACUCUACUGUGGACUCCCUGCGGAUCACUGCUCUGUCUGCACUAUGUCGGUUGACAAGACAGAACCAGCAAGUGUUCCAGAGUGUGAUUGACACAGUGGGUCUGACAACAAUCAUGUCCGCCCUCUCCUUUGGUGUUACACGUAUACAGCAGGCCAUCGUGACCAUGUUUGGGGCCUUGAUAUCGUCAGGGACGCACCUCAACAGGCUAAUACAGGACAAGGACUUCCUGCAGAGGUUAAUACGGCUCCUGGACAGUCCAUCAACAGUGAUUCGGGCCAAAGCAUUCGUAGUUUUACACGAGGUGGUCAAAAGCAGCCAUGAAAUGUUGCUACAAAGUUGUCAGAUGAGGUUAGUGAUGUAUAUUGAGCGAGACAGCCGCAGACAGACGCCUCGUGAUGGUAAACCUGAGGGUAAUGAGUUUGGAGAGUAUCUCACCAAAUGUCUGGACCUGCUUAUCACACAUAUUGUUGAUGGUGUUCCUAAACUCUUCAAGGAAAUCCUGUCACCUUUGGACGCCAUUGCUGGUAGGAAGCAUCCUAACACUGUACAGGCCAAACAACUCAAGUCCAGUCUACCGUAUAUACAUAUAUUCUUACACCUAGUUACUAGUCAGGUGUUCAGACCUCGUAUUGUCAAUGAAGCAUUCAUCAGAAACCUGUCUACAUUGCUGUCUCACGUUCGUAGUAUAGAGAUGGGCGACACAAAUAUAGAGUCGGCUAGUGGGUCCAUCACUCCAGGGGAGUUUGUCAACACAGCUAUGUCUGUUCUGGAGGGAAUCUCUCAGCAUCCAGCCAUACUGACAGAACAUGAUGGGGUUAUUAUGGAAACGAUACUGCCUAUCCUUGCUACGCUGGUGGAAAGUCAGAACGGUGACACGAGGGCUUUGUCUCUGCGCCUGAUCUCCGACAUGGCUUCAGUGUACCUAAGCCAGGAUCAGUAUGAAAGUGAGGCUAAGAUCAACAUUACACAUCUUCACAAAACUGUCAGCGAUAUACUCCUUCCAAAGUUUGAGUACAUUCUGCUGGAUCAGGAACCAUUGCCUAGUUAUGGUAUGAAGCUACUGCUAGCCCUGUUAGAACACAGUGGAACUUUCAUCAAACAAGUCGAACAGUUGGGUCUUGUCUCUGUCAUAUUCCAAGUUCUUUUGGAUCAUCAGAGCAGACCACUAAAUAGUGCAGUACAGAGUAUUGCUGGUAUACUGAACUGUCUGGUCAGCCACAGGGAGACCAACAUGAGGGACCUUUAUGAUCAGGGCCUGAUAGACUAUUUUUCCACGCUGUUCUUUGAGGUGUCAGCUGCAUGUUUCGAGGGUGACGAAAGAGGAGGGGACAGUAAAGCCACAUUCACAAUGUUACAGGUUCUCCUCGACACCCUCAACAGCAUGUUAAAAUAUGUCUCCGAAAUUGUGAGGAAAGCUCUGCAGACAAAGAAGGCAGGUAUGGACGGAGGAACACGAGACGCUGAAGACGCCGAGCAGCUACUCCUCAUUAACAAGUCUCUGACAGAUGUCACGAACGUUCUAACCCAGCUGCUAUGCUGUGAUGACUCAGAUGUCCAGGAUCUGGCCACCAAGUGUCUGUCUCUCCUGGUCCAGCUGUUUGGGGGCGAGAACAAAGAUGCCAUGUCCCUGGAAAACAUGGAUUGCUAUAGCAGGGCCUUGCAGAAAUCUGAUGCUAAAAGACAGAAAGUCCUUCUAAGAAUCAUUAAACGCUUGUUGAGUACUGAGAAGGCACAUGUGGAUCUGAUGAAACAACAUGGGGAAGACUUGGCCACGACGAUACGUAAUCUUGUACAGACGGGGAAUUCGCACGCUGAUGUUGCCUUGACCUCUCUAGCGGCUGAUAUUUUGAAAUUGACAGAUUUCCAUCGGUGAUCACAAAGAAAAUAUUAAUGACCUGUUAAGCUGUGAUAAGAAAGCAACAUUCCAUUUCUAUCCUUAACUGGAAAUUUUCAAACAGAUGUCAGUUCAACAAUCUACUCCAGAUUCAAGAGUAUCAGACAUUUCACCAGUGACUUCAGACAGAAGUUGAUAUAAUCUGAUCAGGCCCAGGUUUCACGAAUCUUCCUUAAUUUAUGAAAUUUUCCAUAACUUAAAAUUCCCCAUAAGAAAACAUAAGGAAAUUUCCGUACAUUUCCACUGUAGUUAAGAUUUCUCUACAUUUCCACUGUAGUUAAGAUUUCUCUACA